UGUGAGGGCGUGGUGGAGUGCUACAGUGUGUUGUGACUGAAAGGGCGUGUAUUGUGGAGAAAAAACACAGUGAGAGUUGUGUGCGCUACAACACGAGGCAUGAGCGACCUGGAAGAGGAGUCGUCCCUGGUUGACGACGACGACGACCAGGACGCUGACCACGCACCAGAUGCCUCAAGCCAGAACGAACAGGCGGAUGGGCCAGAUGAAACGGGAAACGAGGAUGAUGAGGGAGAGGAGGUGGCGCUGCCCUCCCCACCACCGUCACACCCUCCAGGUGGAGGACCAUCAUGGGAGGCGGUGUUCAAGACUCUUGGGCCCGACCAUCCACUGCUAAGACGCUUCCAGGAGGCCAAAAACAAGCAGCUCUUGGAGGAGAAGAGUCAGCUGCAGCUGCGACUCAGACAACUGCGCCAGCAGACUGAAGACCUGAGGCAGGACAACGUGUCGCUUGGCGCUCAACUCUUCGGCGUGCAGCAAGCAGUGACCCGAGCACAGGUGAACCUGGACAAGGCGAAGGCUGAGAGGCGGAGGACGAGGCAGGCAGUGCAGGCCGCCCAGGACACACUGCUGCAGGCAAGGGAAGAGGAGCGUACCCUGAUGGCUGCACUUAACAACGCCAGGAAGCACGAGGCGGAGGUCGGGCGUGAGGUUGGGCGGCUGGGGUCGCGGGUGGCGGCGGUGAAGGCGGCGAGGACUGAGAGUGAGGGGGACAUCACCACCCUCACUCGUGCCAUACACAACACGGCCUGGGACAGGGCCAACCUGGAGAAGGACAAGAUGGCUCAGGACAUGUUAGUGGAGCGGGUGAGGGCGGCGGUGGAGAGGGAGAGCGCCACCCUGGCUGCCCUCCACACCACCACCAGGGAGCAGAGAGACCUCACACACGCCCUCCACACACGUGCCAGGCUACAGCAACAGGAACUCUUGCAACUUGAGAGUGAGAGCGUGGGCGUGCGGCGGGCCUGGGAGACCAACGUUAUCAUGCUACAGCGACGCUCGCAGGAACAAGCCCUAGUCCGCCAACACCUACAUGAGCUCCUUGCCCAGCAAGCCGGUCUCCGAGCCCAGGUGCACAACACUGGGAAGGCGGUGAAGGAUGAGCAGCUGCUUCACGAGCAAGACUCCCUCAGGUUGUUAUCCCUGGAGCGUGACGUCACCAAACAAAAACAGCGGCUGGCGGUAGCCAGGGAAGAAACGCAGCAGCUGGUGGAGCGUCACGAGGCGCUCUCUCUUGUUGUGGACCAGCUGGAGGCCAGCUGCCAGGAGAAGCACAAGGAGGUGAAGGAGGAACUACGGAGACUAGAGCGAGUGUACGGACGGCUUCAAGCGGCCACUAUGCGCCACCGGCGACUGGAAGAUCUUGCCCUCGACAAAGUGGGCGAGCACACCGCAGCCUCCAGGGCAACGCUCAACUUGCGGAGGCGCGUCUCCGACACCAGGGUCAUGUGCCGCAAGCUGGAGGACGAGCUGGUGGAGCGGGAGCGGAGUGCGGCCGAGGCAGCCCUGAUGGCUUCCGACGGGCGAGCAGCAGUCAUCACCCUCACCACCACCAGGGACACGCUCACCACAGUGGUAGACCAACUCAACGCUGACGUUGCCAGGUAUGAGGCAGACCUGAGGAAGGGGCAGGAGAGGCUCAGCGCCAACCAGUGCUGUGUGGACCGACUCAACAAGGAGCUGGCCAAGGUUCUCAACCUCACUGGGGGAAGUGAGGGACCUCCGGCCGAGCGUGAGGAGCGCCGUCUACGACUCCUGCUGGAGGACCGAGAGAAGGAGAGGAAGGCCCUGGAGGAGGAAGCCCUCACCAUGCAGUGCCAGCUGCUGGAGACCCGGGAGGCGAGGGACACCCUUGCCAAUACCUCCUCGCUUCUACACCAAGAGUUGAGUGUGUUGCGGAGUCGGCAGGCGCGGUUGGAGGGCGAGGUGGGGCGUGAGCGCGGCGCCCUGAGGGAGGCGCAGCAACGGCAGGAACGGCUGCACCGGGCUGUGGCCACGCUGGACGCCAGGCUUCAUCAGGAGAAGCAGACGAGGGAGGCCACCACCCGCGAAGCCCACGCUGCAGAGGCUCUGCUCUUGGCCAACCUGCAGGAGCUGGAGAAGGAGGUGGCGAGGAAGGAAGGGGAGGUCGAGCACCUGAGGGAGAAGAAAGAAGAGGUGGAGGGGCAAGUGCUGGAGGCGACGCAGGAGCGAGCACAGCUGGAGAGGGUACUGGUGGAGCUACGUGACGCCAGGGACGCUCUGAGGAAGGAAACUGGAGUCGAGGGUGAUCUGCACGCCAUGAGGACGGAGAUAACCCGCAUGCAGGCUCGGUGGCGCACACUGGAGGCGACGCAGAAGGAGUUAUCUGGCCAGCUGGAGCAGAGUGUGAGCGUGGAGGGGGCCCUGAAGACCCGCACUCUGGCUACCGUGGAGAAGCUCAGGCGUGACCCCAACUCCGCCAAGGCCACCAGACUGAUGCACGAAGACAUCCUCAAGAGGAAGAUGGCGAAGGCUGGGCGGAGACUGCGAGAGCUGCAGGCGGCGACGGAGGCAGCGAGGGAAGAGCGAGGUCGUCUGGAAGAGGAAGGGCAGCGCAAGGAAAGGCUUUACUCCCAAAAGGUCCGCCUCCUGCAGGACGCCGCUACGCACCUCGAGGAGAGACUCGUCAAGAAGCAGGAGGAGCAGCUGCACCUACAGGAGUGGCGCGCGAGGCUGCGACACCUGACGGCGCUGCGGGAUGGGCGAUACAAGACGCUGGCAGCGGCGGGAGAGGAGGCGCAGCAGGCUCUGAGGUCGAGGCUGGUGACGCGGGCCCACGCCUACACGGGCGUGGUGACGCAGCUGGAGGCCAGCUACCCUCAGAUGGAGGUCAAGCUCAGGAACAUUAAGGGUCUCCUACAGAACUUCCUAGAGUGAGGAAGCUGUGAAGGAAGAAGAGCUUGGCCAAUCAAAGCACUACACACGAGGCAUACUUCACGCCAUACCAGCUAUGUCAUAGUAACCUCCUCGCCCCUUCUGCAGUGUGAUUGUGGUUGGUAAUGUAAGCUGGACUAGUCCAGCCAAGUUACAUUCUUCUCCUUCACAUUAAAAUCGUCUAUAAAAUAGUUGUAACUGCAGUAGCAUUAUUUAGCAUCGUCCAAGACACGUGUUGCCAGGUACUGGAACAAUUUCCAGUGUUUGGGUACCACAAAAUUUACUAUUGGUACUCAUUGUACCUCUCAUAUGUAUUGUGAGGCGAUAAUACAACCUUGGAGCACAGUACUGUGAGAGUAGCGGCAUGAAGAACACUUCAGAAGGUAUGAAGAUCACAACAACACAACAGGUUUGCCAAGACAGCUGGGUUGGGUGGUGUAAUGGUGCUUUAUAGUUUAACUAAAAAUCAGCAUUUUUCACGUUGGAGUAAAUUGCGAGAAAAAAAUUGGUGUGUUAAUUGGGAGGACAGAUUGCUGGGGGUGACGAGACGUCGUUAUCUUGAGGUUAUCUUGAGAUGAUUUCGGGGCUUUAGUGUCCCCGCGGCCCGGUCCUCGACCAGGCCUCCACCCCCAGGAAGCAGCCCGUGACAGCUGACUAACACCCGGGUACCUAUUUUA
This is a messenger RNA of Procambarus clarkii (red swamp crayfish), 3572 nucleotides long. Lineage: Eukaryota; Metazoa; Arthropoda; Malacostraca; Decapoda; Cambaridae. The record is from RefSeq and is a predicted model, not a curated record.